Molecule: messenger RNA, 333 nt
Organism: Staurois parvus
Lineage: Eukaryota; Metazoa; Chordata; Amphibia; Anura; Ranidae
Source: the annotation of a GenBank genome assembly
AUGUAUGUGAAAUGGUUUGAUACAGGAAUGUUAUACUAUGUGAUUUUAGUGAUUUUAGUGAAUGUCACUUUUUGUAAUUUUCAAAUUUCCCACCGUUCCGUCCCCCCCCGACGUCGCAGGGGACGGAACCCAGAAGACAGAUGCCGGCAUCUGCGGAGGACAUUACAGGGGACACUGCAGGAGGGACAUCGCGGGAGCGCAGGUCAAGGUAAGAGAAGAACAGAUCAUGGAGCAACGCCGCAUGGUAAGCCCGAGUGUAGCUCGGGGUUACCGCUUGUGGUGCUGAAACUUUACCCCGAGCUACACUCGGGAAUACCACCAGGGAGGCUACUA